UCGUCCAUUUUCCUCGAGACCGCACAUGGUGGCGCGCCGGUAGAAGACUGUCAGCUUCCCGUCUUUCUUUCCAGUCAGUUUGCGGUCACGAGAAAGCCCGUCCCGUCAAACGUGUUAAAUGCAAGAAACGGUGGACAUGGCGGACGACCCCGAGUACGAGGAGGAGGAGCCCUCCUUUAGCGACCCGGAGGACUUCGAAGAUGACGUCGACGACGAGGAGCUCCUGGGCGACAUUCUGAAGGAGAAACCCCAGGAGGCUGACGGCAUAGACUCCGUGGUGGUGGUGGACAACGUCCCGCAGGUUGGCCCGGAACGUUUGGAAAAGCUCAAGAACGUCAUCCACAAGAUCUUCUCUAAAUUUGGGAAAAUCACCACCGAGUUCUACCCGGAGACCGAUGGCAUGACCAAAGGUUACAUCUUUUUGGAGUACGCUUCGCCCAACCAGGCUCUGGAGGCGGUGAAAAACGCAGACGGCUACAAACUGGACAAACAGCAUACGUUUAGGGUCAACCUCUUCACCGACUUUGACAAGUACAUGAGCAUUAAUGAUGAGUGGGAAACUCCUGAGAAGCAGCCCUUUAAAGACUUUGGUAACAUGCGUCAUUGGAUCGAGGACGCUGACUGCCGCGACCAGUACAGUGUGAUCUAUGAAGCUGGUGAAAGGACCGCCAUUUUCGCCAACGACGCUAAGGAUCCGGUCGUCUCCGAAGAAAGAGCGCGCUGGACCGAGACAUACGUUCGCUGGUCCCCCAAAGGCACCUACCUGGCCACCUUCCACCAAAGGGGCAUCGCCUUGUGGGGCGGCGAAAAGUUCAAACAGAUUCAGAGGUUCAGCCAUCAGGGUGUGUCCCUCAUCGACUUCUCGCCCUGUGAGAGGUACGUCGUGACCUUCAGCCCGCUGAUGGACACCAAAGAGGACCCCCAGGCCAUCAUCAUCUGGGACAUUCUGACAGGCCAGAAGAAGAGAGGCUUUCACUGCGAGAGUGCCGCACACUGGCCCAUAUUCAAAUGGAGCCACGAUGGAAAGUUCUUUGCUAGGAUGACACCAGACACUCUGAGCAUCUAUGAGACUCCAUCUAUGGGCCUGCUCGACAAGAAGAGUCUUAAGAUCAGCGGAAUCAAGGACUUUUCGUGGUCUCCGGGCGACAACAUCAUCGCUUUCUGGGUGCCUGAGGACAAGGACAUCCCAGCCAGGGUGACUCUGAUGCAGCUGCCCUCUCGUCAGGAGAUCCGCGUGCGUAACCUCUUCAACGUGGUGGACUGCAAGCUCCACUGGCAGAGGAAUGGAGACUAUCUGUGCGUGAAAGUAGACAGGACUCCGAAAGGGACACAGGGUGUGGUCACAAACUUUGAAAUCUUCCGUAUGAGAGAGAAGCAAGUUCCUGUUGAUGUGGUGGAGAUGAAAGAGAGCAUCAUCGCGUUUGCAUGGGAGCCCAACGGCAGCAAGUUUGCAGUUUUGCACGGCGAGUCUCCCAGGAUCAACGCCUCCUUCUACCACGUCAAAAACAACGGCAAGAUCGAUAUCAUAAAGAUGUUUGACAAGCAGCAGGCUAACAGCAUCUUCUGGAGUCCGCAAGGACAGUUCUUGGUUCUGGCUGGACUCAGGAGUAUGAAUGGCGCGCUUGCCUUUGUGGAUACGUCCGACUGCACUUUGAUGAACAUAGCAGAGCACUACAUGGCCUCCGAUGUGGAGUGGGACCCCACUGGACGCUAUGUGGUCACCUCAGUCUCCUGGUGGAGCCACAAGGUGGACAACGCUUAUUGGCUGUGGACAUUCCAGGGUCGCCUUCUUCAGAAGAACAACAAGGACCGCUUCUGCCAACUGCUUUGGAGACCCCGACCCCCGAGCCUGCUCGGUGCAGACCAGAUCAAGUCGAUCAAGAAGGAUCUGAAGAAAUACUCCAAGAUCUUUGAGCAGAAGGAUCGUCUGAGCCAGUCCAAGGCUUCCAAGGAACUGGUGGACAAGCGCAGGGCCAUGAUGGACGAGUACCGUCACUACAGGGAUCAGGCCCUGCAGCUCUAUCAGGAGCAGAAAGAGGCCCGCAUGGAGCUCCGAGGAGGAGUGGACACUGAUGAGCCGGACAGCAACGUGGAUGACUGGGAGGAGGAGACCAUUGAAUUUUUUAUCAACGAAGAAAUCAUUCCCAUCGGAGAUCUGUAGUCCGCUACGCAGUCCAUCCAUUUUUGUGUGGAAGAGGCAAAGCAGCAUCAUUGACUGGAGAAGGACGACGACCACACAGUGAAUUUUGGGGUUCAACGUCACAAGCCUCACCAUUCACACCUCUAGUGACAUCAUCAGAGCUGGCCUGGCUGAUCAAGGGCCACAUUGAGGGACUCAUCAUCCGCCUCCCUUUUCUUGCCCUUGUGGAACUUGAUAUUUACUAAUAGCACCUCCUGUUUUCCAAUCGGAGCCGAGAGUGGUUCCGGAAUUGGCCUCUGUCAUCAUGCUGGCGUGUUGUUGGUGUGCGGAGCAGAGUGCCAUAGCAGCGGGGUGCGGAGGUGUUAAACAUGUAGCCUUGUUAGUGAAUGUGCUGGUGUGGCACUAUAGUGGCUUGUAUCCUCCUCCUUUCAGACUCGCCUUUCACACAGGCAGGGCGUGCGCAGCGGGAAUAACUUUAAAUAAACAGUUGGACGAA
Messenger RNA from Hippocampus comes (tiger tail seahorse), 2636 nucleotides. It is a transcript of the gene eif3ba, whose product is annotated as eukaryotic translation initiation factor 3, subunit Ba. Gene Ontology annotation, biological process: translational initiation. The transcript is spliced from 19 exons. Lineage: Eukaryota; Metazoa; Chordata; Actinopteri; Syngnathiformes; Syngnathidae. The coding region runs from base 119 to 2161 and encodes 680 amino acids. The record is from RefSeq and is a predicted model, not a curated record. Gene Ontology annotation, molecular function: RNA binding; translation initiation factor binding; translation initiation factor activity. Gene Ontology annotation, cellular component: eukaryotic translation initiation factor 3 complex.